GUCUGUUACAGCGUUUGGUUAUUCCUCGGUGCAGUUCCAUUCACAUCAUGUCUGCUCGUUUUCUGUUGGUGUUGGUGUGCGCGGCGGAGCUGGCCUCGCUGAUCGCGGCGGGUGGCGGCGGCGGCGGCCACAAGAAGGUGGUCAUCCACGUGCCUUUGUUCGUAAAACACCACCACCACAAACACACCAUCGUGAAGCAUGUGCACCACAAGAGUGGCGGCGGCGGCGGUGGUGACCACUACGAGGUCCUCGGAUACACAUACGGUGAACCUAAAGCGGCCCCGCAUGGAGGAGGUCACGGUUGGGGCAUAUCUGACGAAGGUCACGAUGGUGGCUACGCUGAUUCGCCAGUGAGUUUCGAGGGCAGUGACGGCGGCAGCUAUGGCUUAUCAGGCGCUGGGGAGGAGUACUCCGGGGGGCAUGAGGGCUACUGAACACCACCAGCCACGCGAUGAGACUCACUGAUAAGCCAGUAUCUUUAUAUACUUAGAACAACAUGGUUGUAAUUUAAUAUUAUGUGGGUAGGUACGGUGUACCUGAUAGACUUACAAAAUACAAAGAAUAGAAAAUAUUAAGCCAUGGAAACGGAUAAACUAUUAAUAUAAGAGGAUACGUUAUUACUUAACGUUUUAUGUGAUCAUUGUAGCUAAUACUUCAUAUAAGAUAUUUAAAUGUUUCGAUGGCUUUCGAAAAUCGUUUCCCAUUUGUCCCACUAAUAACCUCAUUUAUAACGAAUGUUCAACCGCAGGAAUACGUUAAGAUGUUAUUUUUUGUAAAUAGUAUAUCCGUUAUGAAUAACAGUUAUAUUUAACUGAUAAACAUUAUUUUAAAUGUCUGAUUAUCAUUACCUGUUACUAUUUAAGUUUUUAGUUAAGUUGUUGUGUUGUGAAUUUAUAUUCCGGUUGAGACGGAGUUUGUUGUUAAUAUUAUAUUUUUGUUAAGUUAAACCACAUUUUAUUUG
This is a messenger RNA of Manduca sexta (tobacco hornworm), 961 nucleotides long. RefSeq names its product glycine-rich cell wall structural protein 1.0. NCBI's taxonomy places the organism in Eukaryota, Metazoa, Arthropoda, Insecta, Lepidoptera, Sphingidae. The transcript has 3 exons. The coding region runs from base 48 to 434 and encodes 128 amino acids. The record is from RefSeq and is a predicted model, not a curated record.